AUGUCAAAACAGACUAAAUCUCAGGGGGAGGAAUUGUGGAAGAAUCGAGUUGAAAAGAUUAAUGCUGAACUGUUCACGUUAACAUAUGGUUCAAUUGUCGCUCAACUUGUUAAAGAUUAUGAGGAUUAUCAAGAAGUGAAUAAACAAUUGGAAAAAAUGGGUUAUAAUAUCGGAGUUCGAUUGAUUGAAGAUUUUCUGGCUCGGUCAAGUUUGGGACGUUGUUCAAAUUUCCGAGAAACCGCAGACGUAAUUGCCAAGGUUGGAUUCAAAAUGUUUUUGAAUAUUACACCAACAUUAGCGAAUUGGUCUGCCAACGAAAAGGAAUUUUCACUCAUUUUUGAUGAAAAUCCUUUGGCCGAAUUUGUGGAAUUACCUGAUGAAGAAGCAGCUAGUGAAAUAUGGUAUUCCAAUAUAUUAUGUGGUGUAUUGAGAGGUUCUUUAGAGAUG
This is a messenger RNA of Dentiscutata erythropus, 447 nucleotides long. The record is from the annotation of a GenBank genome assembly. NCBI's taxonomy places the organism in Eukaryota, Fungi, Glomeromycota, Glomeromycetes, Diversisporales, Gigasporaceae.